Cyprinodon variegatus (sheepshead minnow) is the source of this 1438-nucleotide messenger RNA. RefSeq names its product hepatitis A virus cellular receptor 1 homolog (gene timd4). Bases 25 to 873 code for a protein of 282 amino acids. The record is from RefSeq and is a predicted model, not a curated record. The transcript has 8 exons. Lineage: Eukaryota; Metazoa; Chordata; Actinopteri; Cyprinodontiformes; Cyprinodontidae.
UCACUGUUCACUUUUCAUCCAAACAUGCAGCAAAAACACUCUUUGGUUGACAGGAUGGCUGCAGCGUCGCAUCCAAGCCCUCUGGCCUUCAUCACCCUCCUCUUCGUCCUCUCAGGUGGCCCACUGCUGUCUGUCUCCUGCUUUAAGGUGAUGGAGGGGGGCGUGGCCUCUCUGUCCUGUCAGUACUCGGUGAAUCGGUUCGGGCUGAGUCGGGUCUGCUGGGGUCGAGGCUGCGGGACCUUCUGGUGCAGCAGCAUCCUGGUGCAGACGGAUGAGAACGGGGUCAUCUCCAAGGCUGACGACAGGUACCGGCUCACGGGGGACGUCCUGGAUGGACAGAUGGACCUGGACAUCCUCAAUGUGAGGCGGACAGACAGCGGGCCGUACUGCUGCAGGGUCGACGUAGACGGCCUGUUUAACGACAAGAAGGUGAUCAUGAACCUCAGAGUGGUCAAAGCUCCAUCCACCAAUCCUCCUCGGAAAACUACAACCACAGCCAUGACAACAGCCAGAGCCACCGAGCCGAGGCUCGCUGAGCUCUCCACAGAGCCGACAACCACAGUAAACUGGAGAACCCUGCAGUCGUCUCAGCGGGUCCCUCUGAGGAGCAACUCCACUCAGCUGCGCUCUGACGCCAUCACUGCGGAUGAUCCUCUACCUUCGCUGUCUCUUCACAUCAAUGCUCCCGUCCUAUCGCUGUCCCUCAGCGUUCUGCUGGUCAUCGCUGCUGUUUUCCUCUUCCUGGCCUUUAAACGUGGGAUCUACAGAGGAGCUUUAAAGACACCCUGUUUGUCCUCUGAUGAACCUCCUCACAUUAUCUAUGAGAUCCGCAUGAGAAGACCCGUUCAGGAGAACAUCUACACCUUGGACUAGAGUGCUGAGAGACAGCAGACAGACUGUCCUGAUCCAGCAUGGACUUCUUCGUAUCUCAUCAGAAAACCAUUCUUCUGUGGUGUGGUGAUAAAACCCAUGUGCAAAAACAAGCCAACUCCUAAAAACCCUGGUAGACAAUCCACCAGAGGUCCAGAGGACUGAUUUGUGAGCCCAGGAUUUUAUAUGAGAAACUCUGGCGUAUUGGAUUGUAAUCUUUAAGGCUGUGAUCAAGACUAAAGAAAAGAUGUUAAAUCAUUUACCCAACCUGAGCUGAAACAGAGCUUUACUUUGUUGUUUACAUUCUGUAAAUCGUUGUUUUUUUAUUAAAAGUAAGGCUGAUCACUAUGACACUACUGGCAGGAAAAAUAACAAAAUGUACCUAUGCUGCAUUCGCUGAUAUGUUAUAAAGGCUUAUAUCAAUACUUUUGCUGAACUUAGUGUUUGUUUUAUAGGGAGUUUUUCCUCUCCACUGUUCCUGCAAGCAUGCUUAGUAUGAGGGAUUGCCUUCGAGUCAAUGAGUCGAUGCAAUCAACUGGUUUUCCUUAGAUAGAAAACUUUGAAUCAA